AAAGAAAGGCUAGAGAGUGAUCAGAGUGCUAAUUCGUUGUGUAAUCGUUGGUGCACAAUAAACGAAAAAGUGGCCAAGUUUAUUGGAUUUUACAACCAGAUUUUGGGAAGAAAUCAAAGUGGAUUGAGUGAGCAAGAUAAGGUCGACCAAACAGUAGAGAUGUAUGAGCGGGUUAUGAAAGAGAAAUUUAUGUUUAUACGUCACUGGAAUGCACUAAAAUUUUCGCCAAAAUAUCAAGCUAGUUUGGCAAAGAAAAACAAGCCAGCUAAAGACAAAGAUGCAUCUUCACAAUCUGUUGAUAGUCAGAUUCCUACAAGCCUAGAAUCCGAUGAAAUGAUGGAACGUCCAAUUAGAAGGAAAGCUACAAAGAGAUUGAAAAGAGUUGUCAAUGAAGCAAAAGAUGAGGAGGGCUUAGAAAUUCUUAAAACAAUGCAGAAAGAUACAUUGGCCAUUGCUUCUUCAAGAACAGAAUCAGUUCAAAUGAGCUUGCAAUUACAGAAGGAAAUGAGGCAGUUACAAAAAGAGAAGUUGCAGUUACGCUUAGCUAAGGAGGAGCGGGAGAGGCAAAAAGAGGAGCGAGAGAGGCAAGUUUAUGAAGCUUCCAUCAUGGCGAUUGAUACUAGUAAAAUGCUACCAGAUCAAGCUAAAUAUUAUGAUGCACUUAAAGCUAGGAUAAAGAGAAAUAUAUCAUGAUAUGUUUUCAUUUUAUGUACUGACUUUAACGUGCGAAUA
Molecule: messenger RNA, 732 nt
Organism: Daucus carota subsp. sativus
Lineage: Eukaryota; Viridiplantae; Streptophyta; Magnoliopsida; Apiales; Apiaceae
Exons: 2
Coding region: 160-693 (177 amino acids)
Source: RefSeq, a predicted model, not a curated record